AUGGCACCAUCAGCCUCGGUUUCAAAGAGGCCGUACUCGUCAAUUCCUCAGAGCGAAAAUGAAAGUGUCGGGGUAGAGCAAGUCAAGACGGGCACGACACUUUUGCCGGAGCCUUUAUACACUCGAGAUCGAGACUACGCACCUUCAUUGUCACAACAGCAACAGCAAAAAAGCAAAUACACUCGAGCUGGUGGUGGUGGUGGUAGUGGUGGUGGUGAUGACGAGGCGAGCCAGGAGGAGUUUGAGUUGGAAACGCUCAACAACUUUGACUACGAAGUCGAAAUCGACGAAAGCGGGCUACAACAGCAACAAGAAGCAGAGUCAGGCAGCGACGGCACGUCCAACAUGAAAAUGGCAUUCAUGAACAUGACCAACUCGAUCUUGGGCGCCGGCAUAAUUGGCCAACCGCUAGCUUUCAGAAACAGCGGCUUCCUCGGUGGAAUCCUAGUGAUGAUCCUCCUCACUUUCUUGAUCGAUUGGACCUUGCGGCUUAUUGUCAAGAACCUGAUUCUAGCUCACCGCGCCAAGUCGUACCAAGAUACAGUGCACUAUUGUUUCGGCCUCUGGGGCAAGAUUGUGCUCUUGUUGGCAAUCAGCUCGUUUGCUUACGGUGGAUGCAUGGCGUUUUGCGUUAUCAUCGGUGACACCAUCCCGCAUGUGCUAGGGGCAUUUUUACCGAACCUGGUAACGCAAGGUUCAUUCGGCUGGUUUUUCCAGCGCAACGUGAUCAUCGUGGUGUUCACUAGCUGCAUCUCGUAUCCGCUAAGCUUGAACCGCGACAUUUCAAAGUUGGCCAAGGCGUCCGCGUUUGCAUUAGCGGGCAUGUUUGUGAUUGUGGUGUUGACAGUGGUGCGUGCUCCGUUCGUCUCGCCGAGUCAAAGAGGCGCAGUCCAUAGCUACGAAUGGGUUGUCAAUUACAAUAUCUUCCAAGGCAUCUCGGUGAUUUCCUUUGCCUUGGUAUGCCAUCACAACACCAUGUUUAUAUAUCAGUCGAUGCGUAAUGCGACAUUGGCGAAAUUCUCCAAGUUGACGCAUAUAUCGUGCUUGAUCUCGAUGAUUUUCUGUAUGAUCAUGGGCUUGAAUGGCUUUCUCAAUUUCGGCAAUUUGACCAAGGGCAACAUCUUGAACAACUUCAAGAGUAAUGAUAAUUGGAUCAACGUGGCUAGGCUAUGUUUUGGAUUGAACAUGUUGACCACGUUCCCCUUGGAGAUCUUUGUUGUGCGCGAUGUCUUGAAAGAUAUCUUGUUGGCGAGGAAAGUGAUACGAGAAGGAGCUGCCAGUGCAUCAGAUUUGGAGUUGAGCAAAAUGCAGCAUUUCGCCAUUACCACGUUGCUUGUUUUCACCUCGAUGAGCGUCAGUUUGUUCACGUGCAACUUGGGGAUGAUUUUGGAGUUGAUUGGCGCUACGUCCGCGAGCUUGAUGGCGUACAUCAUACCGCCAAUGUGCUACUACAAGUUAUCCUGGCUGCAGUUUGAUUGGGCUCAAGCGACGGCAAAGGAAAAGAAGAGGUUCACUAUCUUCAAAGCUUUGCCUAGUAUCGCGUGUAUCGCGUUCGGAUUCGCAGUGAUGUUUAUUUCCUCGGGCAUGACUAUACGGGACGCGAUGGAAAACAAGGAUAUCAGCGAUCAUUGUGUUGUUGAUUAG
Lodderomyces beijingensis is the source of this 1644-nucleotide messenger RNA. Lineage: Eukaryota; Fungi; Ascomycota; Pichiomycetes; Serinales; Debaryomycetaceae. The record is from the annotation of a GenBank genome assembly.